This is a messenger RNA of Oppiella nova, 930 nucleotides long. The record is from the annotation of a GenBank genome assembly. NCBI's taxonomy places the organism in Eukaryota, Metazoa, Arthropoda, Arachnida, Sarcoptiformes, Oppiidae.
UUACCACUCUUUGUUACCCCCAAACCUAUACUCAAAUUACUGAACAUAAAGUCUGGAAUCGAUGAAAAAGCUUAUCAAUUCUUCCUGAAGACCACUCAACACAUUAUAAGACAACGAAAGGCUGAGAAAAAUAAUCACAAGAAAUAUAAUGAUUUCAUUCAACUUCUUGUGGACGCAGAGAACCAUAAGGAAGAGCUUCACGACGAGAAUGAUGUGAAUGAAGCACAUCAUGUGAAUCAGGGCGCCGAAGAGUUAGAAAUGGAGAGAAAGACAUUAUCGGCAAACUUUCUAAACAAACAGUUGACUGAAAGUGAAAUCAUGGCUCAGGGAUAUGUAAUAUUCGCCGCCGGUUACGAGACGACGGCCACCACUCUGACGUUCUGUUCGUACGAAUUGGCGCUCAAUCCUUCCGUUCAGGAGAGGCUGUACGAGGAGGUGGAGGCAGCGGUCGAUGCGGACGGAGAGAUCAGUUACGAGGAUUUGGCAAAAUUGCCGUUUUUGGAUGCAGUCCUAUCGGAAACACUACGCAAAUACCCACCGAUCAUAAAACUACAACGUAAAGCAAUGGCUGAUUACAAGUUGGGCGACACCGGUAUUCAACUGUUCAAAAGCCAGGACGUCGAGAUACCCGUCUAUGCCAUACAUCACUCGGAGGAGUAUUAUCCGCAGCCCGAGAAGUUUAUCCCGGAUCGAUUUCUGCCCGAGAAUAGACAUAAAAUAACGCCCUACACAUACAUACCGUUUGGUGCCGGCCCCCGAAACUGUAUUGGUAUGAGAUUUGCGUUAAUGGAAGCCAAGUUAGGGUUAGUACAGAUUGUGAGGAGGUAUCGAUUUUUCCGAUCACCGCAAACAGCCGUUCCCUUAGAGUUCAAACCCAUCACUCUUUUAUGUUCGCCUAAAAGUGUUAUCAUUGGCAUUGAAAAGCGAUAA